Pararge aegeria (speckled wood butterfly) is the source of this 10094-nucleotide messenger RNA. It is a transcript of the gene rg, whose product is annotated as neurobeachin. The record is from RefSeq and is a predicted model, not a curated record. NCBI's taxonomy places the organism in Eukaryota, Metazoa, Arthropoda, Insecta, Lepidoptera, Nymphalidae. The transcript has 53 exons. Bases 110 to 9565 code for a protein of 3151 amino acids. Gene Ontology annotation, cellular component: cytosol; membrane. Gene Ontology annotation, molecular function: protein kinase binding. Gene Ontology annotation, biological process: intracellular protein localization.
GCGACAUUGGUGCGUUAUCAUGUGAGCCGAUGCAAUGAUGUUUUCUUGAAUUACUUCGUCGCGAGUGGAUUUUAAAAUUGUGUAUCAGUGAAUUGUGACAAAUUAAACUAUGGCGGACUUAAAAUCACCGCCGUAUAGUGACAUUAAAAGACCUGAGGAGGUCGUCAGGAUGACGACCAACGACAGCCUGAAAUUUGCAGUUCUUAUCGGGCUGAUUGAAGUUGGACAGGUAACCAACCGGGAGGUGGUGAACACCGUCCUACACCUGCUGGUGGGCGGCGAGUUCGAUAUGGAGCUGAACUUCGUGAUACAGGAUGCCCAGAAUAUCCAGCACAUGCUUGAGCUGCUAGACCACUGCCCGCCCAGCUUGCAGGCGGAGAUAUGGUCGGUGUUCAUCGCUAUACUGCGCAAGAGCGUGCGCAACCUGCAGGCCUGCACCGACGUGGGCCUCAUCCAUCACGUGCUGCAGCGUCUGCCGCGUGCGGAGACUGUUGUCGCCGACCUACUGAUAGAAAUGCUGGGUGUGCUUGCGAGCUACAGCGUCACAGUAAAAGAGCUCAAGCAGCUUUUCAACGCCAUGAAAGCAGUCAACGGUAAAUGGCCGCGGCAUUCGGCGAAGCUUCUCAACGUGCUUCGACAGAUGCCACACAGAAACGGCCCGGAUGUUUUCUUUAGUUUCCCGGGCAGGAAAGGAUCGGCAAUAGUGCUGCCGCCGCUCGCCCGGUGGCCUUACGAGAGCGGGUUCACAUUCACAACGUGGUUUCGUCUGGACCCCAUCAAUUCUGUCAACAUCGAAAGGGAAAAGCCAUACUUGUACUGCUUCAAGACGAGCAAAGGCGUGGGCUACACAGCACACUUCGUGGGCAACUGUCUCGUGCUCACUUCUAUGAAGGUUCGAGGAAAGGGGUUCCAGCAUUGCGUGAAAUACGAGUUUCAACCGAGACGAUGGUACGCGAUAGCGGUGGUGUAUAUAUACAACCGAUGGACCAAGAGCGAGAUCAAGUGCUUGGUCAAUGGGCAACUCGCAUCCAGCACCGAGAUGGCGUGGUUUGUCUCCACUAGUGACCCUUUCGACAAAUGCUACAUCGGCGCUACCGCAGAGCUAGACGAGGAGCGUGUGUUCUGUGGUCAAAUGGCUGCCAUUUACCUCUUCGGGGAGGCGCUCACCACACAUCAGAUCUGCGCCAUGCACCGUCUUGGGCCUGGUUAUAAGAGUCAAUUCCGUUUCGACAACGAAUGCAACAUCAGUUUGCCGGAGAACCACAAACGGGUGAGCGAGACGAACGCUCCAAAGCUUGAUGCCGAGAUACCUUCCCUUUCCUUACCUGACGUUCCCGAAAUAACCGAAAACCAAGAACCAGAAACCCAAAAACCCGAAUCCCAGUCUCCUGAACCCGCUUCGCAAGAUGAAGAUACUAAGGCGACAGAAACCGAAGAAGCUUCAGUAGUUGUAAAAGAAGAUGCUACGCCUCGGGGGCGCCGAAUGGCCGACGAGGCGCGCGAAGUCGCCGCAGCGCAUGCUACCCUGCUCGUAGAUAUUGAAGCAUGCAAGCGUGUGCUGUACGAUGGCAAGUUAUCGUCUGGAAUUGUGUUUAUGUACAACCCGGUGGCGACCGACGGCCAGCUGUGUUUACAGUCGGCUCCUAAGGGCAACGUUUCCUACUUCGUGCAUACGCCGCAUGCACUAAUGCUCCAGGAGGUAAAAGCUGUGGUGACGCAUUCAAUACACAGUGCGCUCAAUUCAAUAGGCGGCGUUCAAGUAUUGUUCCCCUUGUUCGCGCAACUAGACUUGCCGCACGACGCACCUGCAACAGACCCCAAACGAGACCCCAUGCUUUGCUCAAAACUCCUCGGCUUCGUGUGCUCCCUGGUAGAAUCGUGCAGCACAGUACAACAACACAUGCUGCAAUGCCGCGGCUUUCUAGUAAUAUCGCACAUGUUACAACGAUGCGGCAGGGACCACCUUACACCAGACACGCUCGCCUCCUUCCUACAUUUAACUAAACAUCUUGUGACUUGCUGCUCUCCUAAUUCCGAUCUGCUUUUGAAACAGCUCCUCGAUCACAUCCUCUUCAACCCGGCCCUGUGGAUCCAUACCCCGGCUGCCGUUCAAGCAAGGCUGUACUGUUACUUGGCAACGGACUUCCUGGCCGAUGCUCACAUAUACGGAAGUGUUAGGCGUGUCAGUACGGUCCUACAGACUGUGCAUACGCUGAAGUACUACUAUUGGGUGGUGAAUCCGAGAACGAAAAGUGGAAUAUCUCCUAAAGGGAUGGAGGGACCCCGACCUGCACACAAAGACAUCCUAACAAUCAGGGCGUACAUAUUGCUGUUUCUGAAACAGCUCAUCAUGAUUGGAAACGGUGUGAAGGAAGAUGAGUUACAAUCGAUACUCAACUAUUUGACAACAAUGCAUGAGGAUGAAAACCUUCACGACGUGUUACAAAUGUUGAUCUCACUGAUGUCGGAACACCCCAGCUCGAUGGUACCUGCAUUUGAUGGAAAAGGUGGUGUCCGGACAAUAUUUAAACUCCUGGCGUCUGAAAGUCAAUUAAUAAGACUGCAAGCAUUAAAACUCUUGGGCUUCUUCCUAAGCAGAAGCACGCACAAAAGAAAAUACGAUGUAAUGUCGCCACACAACCUCUACACGCUUCUUGCAACUCGGCUAAGCGCUUGCGGUGAAGCCCUGGCGUUGCCUGUGUACAACGCGCUAUAUGAACUGCUCACGGAACAUGUCGGCCAACAAAUCCUGUACACCAGCCAUCCGGAACCGCAACCGCAUUUUCGAUUGGAGAAUCCAAUGAUCCUCAAAGUUGUCGCCACAUUGAUCCGUCAAUCAAAACAAACCGAACAACUACUAGAAGUGAAGAAGCUUUUUCUGUCCGACAUGACGUUACUGUGCAGUAACAAUCGAGAGAAUCGCCGGACGGUCUUGCAGAUGUCCGUGUGGCAAGAGUGGCUCAUUGCCAUGGCAUACAUACAUCCCAAGAAUACGGAGGAGCAGAAGAUAUCUGAUAUGGUGUACUCGUUGUUCAGGAUGUUGCUACACCAUGCGAUCAAACACGAGUAUGGUGGAUGGCGCGUCUGGGUGGAUACAUUGGCAAUUGUGCAUUCUAAGGUAUCGUAUGAAGAAUUCAAACUACAGUUUGCGCAAAUGUAUGAACAUUAUGAACAAAGACGCGCUGAUAACAUCACUGACCCAGCAGAGAGACAACAGCGACCCAUUUCCACUAUUUCCGGUUGGGACAGACACACUGACGGACAGGCAAAGUCCAGAGUGCUACCGGAUACUGACGAUAGUGUAGAUAGUACACCAGUGUCUAUUAGAAAGUCUAACGUACUUAACCAUGGAGCCCAGACAGAAAUAGGUAAAGGAUUGUCACUUAGGGAGGUCGAGUCAUGUCGUUGUAAAAAACCUAGUGAAAGUACAGAAGACAGUCGGACUACAGUAGUGUAUAGUGAAGUGUGUAAAGUGCAUAGUCCCGUCAAAACCGUAACAAUUAAUACCGAAGUGCCCUUCGACGAAGGUUGUGAUAGUAGUAAUAUCGAAGUCGAACACGCCAUCGACGAGGAAGAACCCAUUGAACAGAACAAGCUCGAUGCAAAUAACGAAUUAGUCCAAUCAAUUAUUGAAAAUAAGCUCCUAGAAAGUUCCGAAUCGGGAACCGGAACGAUCGAACAUGAUUCUGAAAAAAUUGACAAACCCUUGUCUCGACAAGGUAGCUUAGAUUACAUUCCUGUAAGAGACGUAGGUGACAAUUUAAUAAAAGACGAUAACACUGACAGAAGCGAAGGACUUCCAUCUAGUUUAUCUGUAAGCGAAACGGCGAGCCCAGAAAGAAUCGCGGAUGGAUUAAAUAUUAUCACUGAAAGAGAAUCUGAACUAUCAGAUCCGUCCGAGCUAUAUUUAACGCCAAGUGAAGCGACUAGUCCCAAAAAAAUACAAGAUAAGACUGACUCUAUUCCAGAUGAUUCCACGGAUGGCAUUCCAGAUGAAUCAGAUGAUCCGAAACAUAUUGCGAUCAAUAUCGUCAAUGAUGUAUUAACAGUUGCUUUAGAGACUGUAAGGUUAAAAACAGAUGACGACACAGAUUCUGGUGCCAUUUCUGGAGGUAUUCCUUCAGAAGGAAACACACCUAAUGGCCGAGAAGACUUCGAACAAGAUAUCGAAGAUAUAUUAAAUCAAAAGCAAGUUGCAGAAACUAUUGCCAAUGAGAUAGUUUUAGAUAUUAUAUCGUCAGUCGUUUCUAGACCAGAAGAAGUUAUCGAACAAGAUGACAUUCCACAUAGUCCUCAACGAGUUAUUCCAUCUGAUCACCCACACGAAGGUAAUGUAUUACCCCUCGACGGUGAAUUUAUUGUUCCAUUAAAGGAAGAAUCAAGUAACGAAUUUACAGCCCAGGAAAUUGUAAAUGAUGAAAAUGCCAAAAAUGAAAACCAAAGAGUAGAAACAAAUAUACCAGAGGAGCACAUAGCGCAAGAAAUUCCUCCAAUUUCAACGAUUAGUGAAAACAUUUCGUUAAGUAAUAAAAAGCAGCAGGAACACGAGGAGGAAAGACUCUGCGAUACUGAAAGAGACAAACGACGGGUUAGUUUACCAGGCGAUAGUGAAAUGAAACAGGACAGCAAUAGGGGUGAAGGUGUGUCCUCACAAGGAACGAAUACAUCAACGUCUCCUAAGCGGCCACGCAGUGCUUCGACGAGCACACAAGUGGAUUCUAAUCACUUUGAAACAAAACGUCCAUCGAAAUGCAGUCGACCGAUGUUCUCGCCAGGACCUACCCGGCCUCCUUUCCGCAUACCAGAGUUCCGCUGGUCUUACAUACAUCAGCGGCUGCUGUCUGAUGUUCUGUUCUCGCUCGAGACGGAUAUACAGGUGUGGCGAAGCCAUUCAACUAAGUCCGUUAUAGAUUUCGUGAACAGUAGCGAGAAUGCUAUUUUCGUUGUGAACACGGUACAUUUAAUAAGCCAACUUGCAGACAACUUGAUCAUUGCUUGCGGUGGACUGUUACCAUUGCUGGCUUCUGCUACAUCUCCCAAUAACGAAUUAGACGUCAUCGAGCCCACCCAAGGCAUGCCAGUAGAAGUUGCAGUUACGUUCCUACAAAGGCUGGUAUCCAUGGCCGAUGUGCUUAUCUUCGCGAGUGCUCUGAACUUCGCCGAAUUGGAGGCAGAGAAGAACAUGUCUAGUGGAGGAAUUCUGAGACAGUGUUUACGAUUGGUGUGCACGUGCGCUGUGCGCAACUGUCUCGAGUGCAAAGAGAGACAACGUUGCGUCGCCACAAGAAACAACCGGAACGAUUCUCCCUCACCUAAGAGUGUGGUGGCAAGUUUAGCGGACGCUUCAAGUCCAGUGAAAGAUCCAGAGAGGCUACUACAAGACAUGGACGUGAAUAGGCUACGCGCUGUUAUUUAUAGAGAUGUUGAAGAAACAAAACAGGCGCAGUUCCUAUCGCUCGCGAUAGUGUACUUCAUAUCUGUGCUUAUGGUGUCGAAGUAUCGUGACAUACUGGAGCCGCCCACACACACGCAACCCGAAUGCGCGCGCAGAGUUCACCACACGCACGAACACCACGGGUCUCGGCCGCUGUUCCCGCAAUGGUCGCACCACGUGUACCCUCAGUUCCUGCCGGGUGGGCAUCCCGCUCACCGCCACUCGCACUGCAAGCUCGAUUGCAGCCAACACGUUAAUAAUAAUACGCACGCGCACGCACGCAUCGCUAAUUUCCACCGCGCGCACGCAGAACACAAUGGUGAUGAUGUGGAGUAUGCUAUGAUCGUAGUGGAUGAAAAUAACUCUACGAUAAAUGAGCUAGACUCCCCUUCUAUGAAGGAUGGGACGGAAGAGGGCGUGGCUAAGAUUGAGACAACAACAGACGAAGUGAAACCGAAUGCCGGUGAGAAGGCCAAGGUGGUGGAACUGGCCCUAACGCCGUGCUCUGAAAAAGAGGAGCCGCUGUUCAAGUCGAGUCUUCGAGUGAAGACUCAGCCUAAACAGAAGAGCGUGGACUCAAUUGAAGACGCAGGCUCCUUCCAUCUGAACUCAACUGAAACUACGAAUAAUGACCCCGAGACAUCCAGCGAGAUCGCUCUGGAUGACAAUAAACAUCCUGUAAGUAACGACGAUUCAUGGACCGAUGUAAACCUGAACGAGGACGGCGAGCGAGGUCCCGCCACCAUCACUGGCAGGACGAGAGACCACGAAGGACAUUUACAUGAAGAUAUUGACAAACAAAUUCACAUGAGGAACUCCGAACAUCACCAGCUAACUCAACGCCACCAGAAUAGAAGUUUGCAAACUGCACAACGACAUUUACAUCCGGACAAUGAAACCCUCGCGGGCCUCACGAUGAAUGCAACGAUAUCCGCGGAUGGAGUUUCCCGGGAAGCCUCGCUGACACACAAGUUGGAGACAGCGUUGGGUCCAGUUUGUCCUCUACUGAGGGAGAUCAUGCUGGACUUUGCGCCGUUCCUCUCUAAAACCUUAGUUGGAAGUCAUGGACAGGAAUUGUUAAUGGAGGGACUCCAAACCUUCAAAUCGAGCACAUCUGUGGUGGAACUAGUCAUGCUACUCUGCUCCCAGGAAUGGCAAAACUCUCUCCAGAAGCACGCAGGAUUGGCUUUUAUAGAACUUAUCAACGAAGGUCGAUUGUUAUCACAUGCGAUGAGAGACCACAUAGUGAGGGUGGCUAAUGAAGCUGAAUUUAUAUUGAACCGAAUGAGGGCCGAUGAUGUGCUCAAACAUGCUGAUUUUGAGUGUCUUUGUGCAACGACUAAUCAAGAGCGUGGCGAAGAGGAGAGAACCUGUGAGCGUUUGAUAGCCGCGGCCAGACGACGCGAUCAGGCGUCAGCUGCGCGGCUAUUGGACAAGUUGCAACACGCCGCUGCGGCUAGAGCUGGCGUAAGCGAAGGCGAAUCAAUAGACGGUGGGUUUUGGAAGCUGGAUUCUUGGGAGGAUGAUGCCCGACGGAGAAGGAGACUGGUGCCAGACGCACGCGGGAGAAGGCACGCUGCCCGAUCACAUCACGCACCACCGCUGCCGCCUACUGACGCCAUACUUCAGGCAACGGAGGAAUUGCACGCUAGAAUCGCGCAGGCAUCUGGAGGGGCGCAAUUGCCCGCACCACCCGCCGCUGAGUUACUUGACGACGCUGAACUAUUACUUGAUGAACGGGACGCGGAACAGGAUCUUACUGGUCCAGUGAACAUCAGCACUCGCGCGAAACUUGUGGCUCCCGGCUUAGUGGCCCCGGGGACACUGUCGCUGACGUCCACGGAGCUGUACUUUGAAGUGGAUGAGGAAGACUCCGAGUAUAAGAAGAUAGACCCAGAGGUGUUGAAGUACUGCGAACACCUGCACGGAAAAUGGUACUUCAGCGAAAUACGUGCGAUCUUCUCGCGGCGUUACCUACUACAGAGCAUUGCGAUCGAAAUGUUCCUCGCCAGCAGAACAUCCAUUCUGUUCGCGUUCCCUGACCAGGCGACGGUGAAGAAGGUCAUCAAGGCUCUGCCGCGAGUCGGAGUCGGCAUCAAGUACGGCAUCCCGCAGACCAGACGCGCAUCCAUGAUGUCUCCUCGCCAGCUGAUGCGGAACUCCAAUAUGACUCAGAAGUGGCAACGGCGUGAGAUCUCCAACUUCGAGUACCUUAUGUUCCUGAACACGAUUGCUGGUCGCACUUACAACGACUUGAACCAGUACCCGGUGUUCCCCUGGGUGCUCACUAACUACGAGAGCGAGGAGCUGGAUCUCAGCCAGCCCUCCAACUACAGGGAUCUGUCCAAGCCAAUCGGCGCGUUGAACCCAAGCCGCCGAGCCUACUUCGAGGAGCGCUACAAUACAUGGGAGCACGAGUCAACACCCCCCUUCCACUACGGCACCCACUACUCGACUGCUGCCUUCGUGCUCAACUGGCUUAUAAGAAUCGAGCCAAUGACGACAAUGUUCCUGGCACUACAUGGUGGCAAAUUCGACCAUCCUAACCGAUUGUUUUCAUCCAUCGCACUCUCGUGGAAGAACUGCCAGCGAGACACUUCUGAUGUUAAGGAGCUGAUACCAGAACUGUUCUUCCUACCGGAAAUGUUAGUAAACAGCUCGGGGUAUAAACUGGGCAUACCAGACUCACCCUCGGGAGACGUCAUCCUUCCGCCAUGGGCUUCCUCUGCUGAAGAAUUCGUUAGGAUUAACCGCAUGGCGCUGGAGUCUGAAUUCGUGAGCUGUCAGCUUCACCAGUGGAUCGAUUUGAUCUUUGGUUAUAAACAAAGAGGUCCCGAAGCAGUGCGCGCGACAAACGUAUUUUACUACCUCACAUAUGAAGGUGGAGUUCGAUUAGACCAAAUCACAGACCCAAUAACCCGGGCAGCAAUAGAGGACCAGAUCCGAAGCUUCGGCCAAACUCCUGCGCAGCUUUUAAGUGAACCCCAUCCACCGAGGGCAUCCACAAUGCAUCUGGCACCAUUGAUGUUCGCCGCGGCACCCGAUGAUGUCUGCUUGAGACUGAAGCUGCCUUCCAAUGCAGCUGUGGUUCAUGUAUCGGCGAAUACUUACCCGCAGUUGGCUAUGCCCGCUGCUGUGACUGUAAGCGCGGCGCGAGCGUUUGCAGCGCACCGCUGGGUGGGUGGCGGCUGCGCGCACUCCGCUCCCGCGAGGCAUGCGGACCACCCGCCACCUCACCACCCACUGCUCAUGGACCCUGUGUGGGCGGCGGGCGGCGCACAAGCACUGUCACGUCGUCAGCUGGGCGACAACUUCUCGCAACGAGUGCGCGCGCGCAGCAACUGUUUCGUGACGACAGUAGACUCGCGAUUUCUCAUCGCCGCCGGCUUUUGGGACAACAGCUUCCGCGUGUUCUCUACAGAAACUGCAAAAAUAGUACAAAUAAUAUUUGGUCACUACGGCGUGGUGACGUGCGUAUCGCGCUCCGAGUGCAACAUCACGUCCGACUGCUAUAUCGCGUCCGGCUCGGAGGAUUGCACUGUAUUGUUAUGGCACUGGUCUGCCCGGCAUGGAGGAAUAGUGGGUGAAGGUGAGACCCCCGCACCCCGUGUCACCCUGACGGGUCACGACGCUCCUCUGAACGGCGUGCUAGUUUCAGCUGAACUUGGACUGGUCAUAUCCUCAUCAGUCAAUGGCCCAGUGCUAAUCCACACAACGUUUGGCGAACUGCUCCGUUCUUUGGUCGCCGCAGAGGGUGUGACAGGUCCCCAGCAGCUUGCGUUAUCGAGGGAAGGAGUGGUCGUUGUGGCGUACGCGAAGGGACAUUUAGCUGCGUUCACUCUGAACGGCCGACGGUUGAGACAUGAGACACAUAACGACAACUUCCAGUGUCUUGUGUUAUCGCGUUGUGGGGAAUACCUAGUAUGCGGCGGCGACGCUGGCGUAGUAGAAGUCUGGCGUGCGUUCACGCUUGCUCCACUAUAUGCCUUUCCGCCGGCUGGAGCUCCGGUGACCAGUCUAGCGCUUUCACAUGACCAGCGGUUCCUGUUGGCUGGACUGGAGAACGGCUCGCUCGUUGUGUUCCACAUAGACUUCAACAGAUGGCACCACGAGUACCAGCAGCGUUACUGAGGCAUGGAGUACCUUAGCUUUAGCGUUUAGAAACCAUCGCAAGACAAUUCACAUUAAUAAUUCACGAAUUACGGUUUUAUUUCAUAGAGGAUAACUUUUCCAUAUGAUUGUCUUAUAAUGCCACUUAACUGGUAACUGUGCCUCAGCCGAAAGCAUUUAUUAAAACUUAAACUUAUCAUCAUUGAAAUAAAAACCAAAAUUUGUUUGUGCUUAUUUGACGUUUGUAAACCGUGUUGUCUAUAGUUGUCAAUAUGAGCGGCGAAAUUUUUUAAAUUUCAAAUUUCCUCCAUAUUUGAAUCUGCGAGAACAGAUAAAAAAUAACGCGUUUUACAUUCGAAACAGAAAAUAUCCAAGAUAAUGUAAGAGUAAUAAUGGAUUCUCAAGAUAAUUGAAAUUUGAAAUAAUUUAAAAUUUUUCGUGAAAUAUUUAGGUUUUAAAAUAAUUGCUAAAGCUUGUAUAAGUUGUACUUAGUAAUUUGCGUAAAUAUAAUAAUAUUGAAUAAUAGUAUAUAUUUAUAUUUGUUUCUUCG